CAAAAAUUUAGCAGCGAAAAAUCACCAAUAAAAUCUUCCUCUAGAUUCGCAGAUUUCACAGAGUAUUUCACAGAUUAUUCAAUUUGCUCAUGGAUUGGACAUGUGAUUAUCGGAGAAGCUUGCUUUUGGUUUGGUGUUCGGUAAUUAUUUCUCCUGAUUUAGUUUCGACAUUGUGAGUGCUUAUCAUGGAUUUUGUCUUGAUUUGUAGAGGUGCAUGCAUGUUUUAAGCUUGAAUUUCAGAUUUGAAUAUACACAGAGACAGUAGGUAGGGUCUGAGUGAUGUUGUCUGGGAAUGACCCAGUUGAGUCCUUAUUCAAUACGUUACAAGUUGUGAAAAAUGCAUUUUCUCCGUUGGAGUCCGGUAUUCGGAAAGCAGCAAAAGACCUUGAACAUUGUUGGCCUGUAAUGAAAAAUGGGGCCAGUAGCAGCAAUGGAUUUGUUACGACACAAAAUGUGGUUGGGGAAAAUAUUCAAAAUAAUAAUAAUAAGUUUCAGGUAUGUUCUGUGAAAAAAGAGAGUUGGCAGUGUGUGGCUAAUGAUGAGAGAAAGAAGGAUUUAUCCAUAACGAUCCCGAUUAAGGCAUUCUUUGGAAUGUUUCCACAUAAUUAUGGCUUGAAUGGGCACAAUAAGGUUGACAUUUCUCCGUCAAAAGAUGUGGGUACUGUUAAAGAGGAUGGGACUUGCAUGAAUUGCUUGCAGGUCGCGGUGACUUGCUCAUUGUUGCUUGGCAGUUUUGUUCAGGCAAUUCAAAGUCCAUUUGAAACGAACAAAAAGCUGUUUCAGAAAAUGAAUAAUGAAGAUAAGGUUUGUAUGCAUUCAUGUGGAAAGGCUUCCAAAUCAAGGGUUUUGUGUGAGUUAAAGCAAAAGGAGUUGAAGGGCCAGCCACGUACGGUAUUUCAUGGUGAAAGUCUGAAAGAUAAAGAAGGAAAUAACAUGUCACUUGAUUGCUUUAUAGGCUUUAUCUUUGAUCAAUUUACUCAAAAUCUUCAAAAGUUUGACCAGGGUCAUAAAGAAAGAGCUUGUAAGAGUGUUGGUACAACUCAUUUGGAUCAUUGGAAAGCAAUUACUAGUAUACUGGAGGGUAAAAGAGCAGAUGUCAAUGGAUUUUUGGGAAGUCUGAAGUUUGCUAGGGUAGGAGGUGUCCCAUCAACUAUGGUUGGAGUAACUUCUUCAGUCAAGGAGGAUGGUGAAAAUGGUGUUAGCACUGACAGCCGGGAAGACACUGGAGGCAGUUCACCACAAAAGCUGGCUAGUGGGCUACUUAGUAUUCCAUUAUCCAAUGUUGAGCGUUUAAGAUCAACUUUGUCCACUGUCUCAUUUACAGAACUAAUAGAGCUUGUACCUCAGUUAGGGCGAUCUUCCAAAGACUAUCCUGAUAAGAAGAAACUAUUCUCAGUCCAGGAUUUUUUCAAAUAUACCGAGUCUGAAGGUGCAAAUAAAACUUCUCUUUCUUGCCUUAUAUUCCUACGGGGCGUUCAUGAUGCAUACAUUGUUCAUGGUUCAUCCAAACAGAAUGUUUAA
This is a messenger RNA of Ilex paraguariensis (yerba mate), 1521 nucleotides long. The record is from the annotation of a GenBank genome assembly. NCBI's taxonomy places the organism in Eukaryota, Viridiplantae, Streptophyta, Magnoliopsida, Aquifoliales, Aquifoliaceae.